Molecule: messenger RNA, 2883 nt
Organism: Cryptomeria japonica (Japanese cedar)
Lineage: Eukaryota; Viridiplantae; Streptophyta; Pinopsida; Cupressales; Cupressaceae
Exons: 7
Coding region: 690-2612 (640 amino acids)
Source: RefSeq, a predicted model, not a curated record
AGAUAAUAUCCCAAGUAUUAUCUGCUUCUACGUCAAAGAUAUACAUUAUCUUUAUUGUUGGGUUUUAAAUUAAUGCAGCAAUAAGUCGGUGUGAAGAUCUCAUAUGAGGUCGUGAUGAGUUGCAGGCUUUGAUAUAUAAUCAACCCAAAUGAACUCUGUAGAAACCUUGGUUUUUGCCAAAUUUGUUUCAGUUCCCGUCAAGUUUUUAUGGCCUCCACAGGGUGUGUUAUAAUUAAACAGGUUUAGAGGGUAAUUAGAUAGCUUGUGAAGUUCCCAAAAUAUUCAUUACUCUUCUUCAAAGACUUCUGUAUAUAUUUGUCAUUGGGAGUUAUAGUGGGGCAUAUUGUUUCUUGGUAUACUCAGAUAGUAGUGAGAACUAAAGGAGAAACUAGUCUGAACUCACAAUAGGAUACAGUACUUAUCAUCAACGAAACCUGGCAGUCCUAAACGUAGUAAUACAGGUUUAUUAGUUCUUCUCCAUCUCAAAGAAAAUUUGAUAUUAGUGUGCUAUUCCUACAGAGUGUUACAGUGUCAUCAAACUUUCUUUCUGUGUUUUAGUUGGAUUAAGCAGCUCUAAUUGCCAAAUUGAAAAGGAUCCAUAGCCAAAACUCAAUUAGGAGUCUGCACUUGGUUGGUAUUUGUGUUUUUAGUGUAUUGGUUGGUAUUUGUGUUUUUAGUGUAUAGAAAGAAUGAACGUUAUGGGUGGUGAUUUUGAGAAUGGAGAGAAUUACCAGCCCGUGUACUCCCCAGGGAAGUGCAAUGAUUGUGAAGUUGAGGUGGUGGAGGCAGGAACAUUUGAGCCUUCAAAGCAUUUUUAUCCUAGGGUAUUGAAUGCUCAGAUUAAUCCCUUAGUUAGAGCUUUUCUUACACUUGGCAAUGAGAGAAUAGGGAAGAGGUUUUGCCACCUGCAUCCUGAAGCAGAUUCUGCAGCUGUGGCCAGAGUUCUUAACCAAUCUACGAGGUUCUUUCAUUGGGGAGGUGCAGAUCUAUUUCUAACAACCACAGACCAUGGACAGAAACGAAUGGUAGUAGUAGAAACAAACUCAUGUCCAUCGGGCCAGAAAUCCAUGCCCCUGGUAAAUGAAGAGAUGGAACAUGCUGGUUACCGUACCCUCCUAGAAAAAUCCUUCAUGCCCCAUCUUUUAUCAAACACAUACAAUGGAAACCAACUUCCCAAGGGAAAACUAGCCGUUCUCUAUGAUAAAAAUAAGAUGGAGGCCUCAGGUUAUGCAGCUGUCCUUGCAGACCUUGCUAACGAGCCUGUGUACUUGACACCCUGUUAUGCCGAUGAUCUCAAUCCAAAGAUGCGAGUUAGAGAAGAUGGCAUCAUAGAAAUCUGCACCACCCGGGCUGUUAUGCAUAAUAAAAACAAUGACAUGGGAAGCAAAAAUGGUAAUGAAAACGACAGCAGCGACAACAAUUACAACUAUGAAGACAAUAACACUAAUAACUGCGACAACAAGAAUAGCAGUAAAGACAACAUGAACAACAUCAGCAACAACAUAGGGAAUGCCUCUAAUGAAUUUGAACCUCGUGAGGUUUGGGAGCCUGUGAGAGCUGCAGUUAGAUAUGUAACUCAGAGGCCAUGGACUAGAAUUCCUCCUAUUACCAGGACUCUGGUUUUCAAUCCUGUUUUGGCCUGUCUAGCUGGGGGACGAAAUAAGAUGCUGGCAGCAAAAGCUUAUGAUAUCUAUAAUGCAGAAAUUGGAUCAUCUGGUCUGUGUAUAUAUACUCCAGAAACAAUCUGGGAUGUGACCAAACCUGAGAUCCCACUUUGGGUGAGGAGAAUGGGAGGUCUUGCAGUGGUAAAGGUUCCUUAUGCUAAUGCUGGACAGGGAGUCUGGACUAUCACCAGUGAAAGUGAAUUGAAAGAGUUCAUGGACUUGGAGCAUCGUUAUGACCGUUUCAUAGUUCAGGCUCUGAUUGGAAAUAAUGGAUGGAGCUCUGUAUCCCAGCAUGGGAGAUUGUAUCAUGUGGGAACAAUACCCAAUCUCAAGGGCAAUAUAUAUGCUGCAGAUCUGAGAUUGAUGAUAGGAUCUUCAUGCCAAGGCUUCUUCCCUGUGGCUAUAUAUGCACGCAGAGCUCGCCUCCCCUUAGCUGCGAAACUAGAUGGAGGAGUAACCCCUUCUUGGGAUAUGCUUGGAACUAAUUUAUCUGUUAAGAAUCCUGAUGGAUCUUGGGGAACAGAAACAGAGAGACUGUUGCUAAUGGAUAGCAGAGAUUUUAACCGGAUAGGCAUAGGGCUCGAUGACCUUAUUGAAGCUUACAUGCAGACUGUUCUUGCUGUCAUGGCAAUUGAUGGUUUGGCUUGCAAGCUCAUCACACCCAAGGGAUAUUUUGGUCUGAAGUUGUUUCAGUCACUUAACCCAGAUCCCAAGCUGCUUUCAGAAAUGUAUUCAACACAGCUAAACCCACCCUUGCUUCCUUUGGGAGGGGCUAAAGUGGUUUCCAACAAUGGCAGUACAAAAGAAGAAGGUAAAAGUUUAGCAGGCGCGCCAUCCUUUACAGAAGAAAGAUUGGCAGCUGAAUUAGAGGCCCAAGUUGAUAAAGCACAAUCUCAAUCUCAGAAACCUUUGGCAAGACGUCCCCCUCCAAUGCUCCGAGCUUUUUAACAAAUGGAGCAUUGCCCAUUCAUUUGAACGGGAGACAUUGAAUGCAUGGUUUUAAAAGAGUAUGAGAAAAAACGAGGUUAUAUAAAUAUAAUCUCUAUUAGAUUAUAGAACUGGAAUAUGUGGUUAUUUUAGGCUGGGCUAAUGGAGUUAAUGUGCAUUGCUUCUGGAAUUGAUUGUGUAAGUUAUUUUAUCUUUCAUGUUUUGGAUCAAACAUAAUGUGUUUAAUUAAACUGGUCAAACAUAAUGUGUUUAAUUAAACCGGUUUAAUGGA